This is a messenger RNA of Magallana angulata, 3263 nucleotides long. Its product is annotated as methionine--tRNA ligase, cytoplasmic-like. Gene Ontology annotation, cellular component: aminoacyl-tRNA synthetase multienzyme complex; cytosol. Gene Ontology annotation, molecular function: ATP binding; methionine-tRNA ligase activity. Gene Ontology annotation, biological process: methionyl-tRNA aminoacylation. The record is from RefSeq and is a predicted model, not a curated record. Lineage: Eukaryota; Metazoa; Mollusca; Bivalvia; Ostreida; Ostreidae. The transcript has 25 exons. Bases 94 to 3105 code for a protein of 1003 amino acids.
GUUAACGUGUUAUAUGGGCGCAGACAUUACUUCAAUACUUGUGUGACAACUGGUUGUGGCUGAUGAAACUAUUCAUCUACAUCGCCAAACACAAUGAAACUAUACACUGAUCGAGGGAAUUUCAAAUCUCUGAAGGUGAUAGCAGCGCUAGAAAUCACGGGACUGCCUUAUUCAUUGACGGAAUGUGGACUGGAAGAGCGAGUGGUCCCUUACCUGUCUGGGCCGAGUUUACCUGUGCUGGAGGUCAGCCCCCAGAGGUUCCUCUUCUCACCUAACACAGCCACCAGAUACAUAUUGAACAAGAAAUCUGAUGAGGAUGAUCCUAACAUAGACAAGUGGUUGGAGUGGGAGAGUGUUCAACUCCAGCCUUACCUGGUUCGUUACCUGGUCAGUGUUUUGGUUCACAAGAAGCCGGACACCGAGUCUCUGAACAGACUGCAACAGCUGCUCAAGUUCCUGAACGCCGAACUCAAAAGUAAAUCACUGACCAAGACCAAGGACUGUGCAGCAGAUUUUGUUCUCUGGGCAUCCCUCUUCCCUGUGUUCAAAGGUGCAGCAGAAAUUAAAGGGUGGGAGGGCCAGUACUCUAACAUCAAGUCCUGGUUUAACACCAUCAACAGUCUGCCAUGUUGUCAGACAGCCCUGGAUAAAGUCAUACCUGGAGGAGACACCACAUGUUUAAAGGCCUCUCUGAACUCUCAGCCUGUUCCAUUGUUGGAGACGGAGACCAGACAAGAAGAACCAGUUCAGAAAUCAAAGCCACAGAAAGUCAAAAUGGAAAAACCUUUGGAGACACCAACACCUGAAGAGAGUCUGCUCACCAAGGAAGCUUCACCAGAGGAAAUUCAGGCUGCUAAAGAAUCAUGGCUGACUGGGAAGUCAAAAUUCCCCAAGCCGAGAGAACGAAAACACCCCAUCUUACCUAAGUCAGGGGAGAGAAAUCUUCUGAUCACCAGUGCUCUCCCUUACGUCAACAAUGUUCCUCAUCUUGGUAACAUCAUUGGUUGUGUGCUCAGUGCCGAUGUCUUCUCAAGAUAUUGUCGACUGCGAAACUACAACUGUCUGUACAUCUGUGGAACAGACGAGUACGGGACAGCGACAGAGACAAAGGCAAUCGAGGAGGGAGUCACUCCGCGGGAAAUCUGUGAUAAAUACAACAAAAUACACGCCGAAAUCUACGACUGGUUCAACAUCUCCUUUGACAAGUUCAGCCGGACCUCUAUACCAGAGCAAACAAAAAUCGCCCAGGACAUUUUCUGGAAGCUGGAGAAGAACGGCUUUAUCUCCAGGGACAGCGUGGAACAGCUGCAAUGUCAGCAGUGUUUACGGUUUCUGGCUGACCGGUUUGUGGAGGGCACCUGUCCCCUCUGUGGCUUUGACGAUGCCCGUGGUGACCAGUGUGAUGGGUGCGGUAAACUACUAAAUGCCAUUGAGCUCAAGGACCCCAAGUGUAAAGUGUGUAAAGGCAUUCCCCAGGUCAAGUCCUCAAACCACCUGUUCCUAGAUUUACCCAAGAUAGAAGAUAAGUUAAAGGCCCACCUGAAUGCUCAGUUUGACAAAGGGAUUUGGACUAACAAUGCUCGAGUCAUCACCAACUCUUGGAUUCGAGAUGGACUGAAGCCACGCUGUAUCAGCAGGGACCUCAAGUGGGGAAUACCGGUACCUCUAGAGGGGUACCAAGACAAGGUAUUCUAUGUGUGGUUUGAUGCCCCCAUUGGAUACAUCUCAGCCACCGCCUCAUACACCGACAGAUGGGAGCAAUGGUGGAAAAACCCCAAACAGGUGGAGCUGUACAAUUUCCUGGGUAAGGACAAUGUCCCCUUCCACUCAGUCAUCUUCCCCUGCUCCCUGCUGGGCGCUGACGAUAAUUUCACAGUCGUUAACCACAUGUCAGCUACAGAAUACCUGAACUAUGAGGACACCAAGUUCUCCAAGAGUCGGGGGACAGGUGUGUUUGGUCACCAAGCCAAGGACACAGGAAUCCCAGCAGAUAUAUUUAGAUUUUACCUGCUGUUUGUACGACCAGAAUCUCAGGAUAGCAGCUUCAGCUGGGAUGAUUUCCAGCUCAAAAACAAUAGUGAACUUCUGAAUAACCUCGGGAACUUCAUUAACAGGGCCCUAAUGUUUGUCAGUAACAGCUUUGGGGGUCAGAUCCAGGAGAUGACCUUGACCCCGGCCGACUUCCACCUACUUGCUCUGGUCAACCGUGAACUAGCCUCCUACAUAGACAACAUGGAGCAAAUCAAACUGAGGGACUCCAUCAGAAACAUCCUGAGUAUAUCUAGACUGGGCAAUCAGUACAUGCAGGCCAACAAGCCCUGGGUUCUGGUCAAAGGCAGCGAAUCAGACAAGCGUCGUGCGGGGACGGUGGUGAGUCUGUCAGCUAACCUGGCCACCCUGCUGUCUGUGCUGGUCCAACCCUACAUGCCGGCGGUCAGCAACACCAUACAGGGUCAGCUCAGGACCCCACCCCAGUGUAACGUCAUCUACAAGGAGUUUGUGUGUCAGCUAACACCCGGACAUAAAAUCGGAAAGCCUAGUCCGUUGUUUGAGAAAAUUGAAACCCCUAAAAUUCAGGAAUUGAAGAAGAAAUUUGAGGGGAAACCAGCUCCGCAGAAGAAUGCCUCAAAGGCAUCAUCUGGAAAUCCCGAGGAAAUACAGAAACUGACAGAUGAAGUCGCUGCACAGGGAAACCUCGUGAGGGAGCUCAAAGCCAAGAAAGCGGAGAAAGCUGUGGUCACUGAGGAGGUGGCCAAGUUACUGGCCCUGAAGAAGAAACUGGCUGAAUUAGCGGGGGAACCUGCUCCAGCAGGAGGCAAACAGAACAGCAAGCAAGCCAAAAAGGAAAGUAAAAAGCCAGAGAUGGAGUCGUCAGGGACAACAGCCAAUGGGGCGGUGGACAGCCAAGAAGUGGAGAGACUGACGGAGGCCGUCUCAAAACAGGGGUUAUUGGUUCGGGAUCUAAAAUCCCAAAAAGCAGAAAAAUCCCAAAUUGACUCGGAGGUUGCUGUGUUGCUGGAUUUGAAGAGAAAGCUGGCUGUGGCCCAGGGACAGGACCCAGAGGCCCUCACAGGGGGCAAAGGGAAGAAAGGCAAAAAGAAGUGAUCAGAGAGGCCUUCUCAAGGGGCUAAGGAAAGAAAUAAGAUGAAAAAAAAUGGUCAGAGAAGCCAUCAUAGACAAAGAGUUGUGACUACCAAGAAUUUUUAAUUUAAUUGAAUUUAUUAUGUACUGUAAUUAAAAAACAUUAAAAAAUCACUAAUGGA